This is a messenger RNA of Amoebophrya sp. A120, 2740 nucleotides long. The record is from the annotation of a GenBank genome assembly. NCBI's taxonomy places the organism in Eukaryota, Dinophyceae, Syndiniales, Amoebophryaceae.
AGGGGAGGUUUAGCUGGAGCCAUUUGGCACAACGAGAAGGUGCUUCUGGUUUGCACUUGCAGUGCCACUUCUUUCACCGAUGGCCAUCGAUAGUGUCAGUGCGUUCGAAUUCAAGGCAUAGUCUAGAUGGUAUCAACUUAUUCAUCGAACUACAUUAAUAUUCAGUUUGAGUGGUCCGCAACCAUUACAUUUACAAUUUACCUUUCCGUGUCUAGCCCGUUAUUGCAACAGAAUAAAUUUUGGUUUCAACGAUGCUUCUGCGUCUUCCGCUAGUGUCCGCCGAGUUGCGAAGAGAAGAAGGCCUCGUCCGCUUGUGACCACUCUAGUUCCUCUCGAUGCGCAUUACGGAUUUCAAUAUCCUGAUUGACACAGCAGCAAAGGUAGCCUAACCGCUCGGAGCGUUGGACAAGGCACGAAGCAGGAUACAUAGUAGUUUUCUUCCCGAGCGGCCGAUUGACCGCGCAAGCGAGUUACUAGGAUCCGUUGCGCGUCGUGCACUCAUUUCCAAGGCACGAAGACCACGGCCCUGACCCCCAUAGUUCCGGGCGACCAUGUAUCAAGUGUAAAAAUGUUUGGGUCUGGAAGAGUGCGAACUUGUCAUGCAGAUUUUACAAUGCCCGUGACGUCUGUGAUGUAUUCCCUGGCAUCACAGAUUUUCUGAGUGCUUCUUGAUGCCUAUUCCGCAUGACAAAUGGCCUCCCCGCGUAGCAGAAACUGGACUCCUCUUGCUGGUCAUGCAGUACAGAUUUUUCUAGAGUCCAAAAUUAGCAUCACAGGUUGCAUCCUUCCAGACCCAGACAUUUUUGCAGUUCAUACCAUGGUGAUGCCGCUCGGGGGAGUGACGCCGGGCGGGCCGCCGUCGCAAUACUGUUUGAAUAUGGAUUGCAAAAAUGUCUGGGUCUGGAAGCAUGCAACUUGUGAUGCUGCAUUUGGAUUCCAAAAAAAUCUGUAUUGCAUGAGUAGCAAAAGAGUAUAAUUUUUGCUACAAGGAUAGGGCAUUUGUCAUGUGGAAUAGGCAUCAAGAUGCCCUCAAACUAUAUGUGAUGCUAGGGCGCGCAUCACAGACAUCAUGGCUCAUGCAAGACGUGCGUCACAAGUUUCAGAAUCUUGAUCUUCCAGACCCAGACAUUUUUACAGUUGAUAUUGAACACGCUACCGAAGCUGAAAAUCCUCCUCAUCGGCAUCGUGUUUCUCUCCUGCGCAAGAAUAGUAUCCCAAUCGCAGGUCGAGGGGGUCAUCAUAGACGGCAUUUUUGACCUUUUCACGGUACUUAUGAAAAAGUGUUUGCGGAAGCGGAGCUACUACCUUUGUCGUAGUCACACUAGUACUUGUGUCUGAUAGAUGAGGCUGCAUUGAUCAGGCUAGCUCCGUCUCAGCCACGUGCAUCGCCAAAAAACGUGGAUGAUCUCAAAAAAAAAAAACCAGCCCAUCAGCGGUUACUGCCUCUUCAAAGACGCACAGACGAUGAGCAGCUGCCUGUGCGCGUUCAUGAUGUUUGCGUGGCUGAGCGCGGUCAACGACGGCAUUGCGGCGAUUGUGCGUUUCUCGGAGUACGGCGUUGAUGCGUUCUGUGCGGAUGGAAACAGAAAAAUCGUCAAUGACAAGUAAGUUAGUAUUCAGACGCAACUCUAAUUUUCAGCCUUGGAUCGUUGUGCGAAUCGAAAUCUAGCACUUCUGGAAGAAAAAAAUUCAUACAUGAACUAGGAAUGCAUACUACUUUAGAGGUUUUACUUUCACAUCAAGACGAAUAGUAUGCUACAAAACAGCCGCAUAAUAACCUGCACGGCCUUCCAGCCGACAUACACGAGCGUACUGAUCUGCAUCACCAUCGUGCAAGGCUACACCGGUGUGCUCGGCUAUAAGAUGCUGAAGUCCGCAACGUAUAAAGAGUUAUUCUUGUUUGAGUAUACUACAGUCAUGAAGAUGAUCAACGCAUGUGCCGCAACUUUCUUCUUGUAAAUCUGAAUCAUCAUGUCGUGGCGGAUAACUAAAACGAGACAUGAUCCACCAAAAAUGAAUACACAGAGUCCAGCAGGCCGAAACGAUGGGAGGCGGACUUCUCGGCGCGGACGUAAACGCGCAGCAGGCGGCCCUCGCCCGAGAGCUCCGACCUGGCGCGGGCGGAAACGGCAACGGGCCUCUUGGACCGCGCGCGCCCGCACCUCCGUCCUUUCAAGCCUUCGCGGGCGAGGGACAAAGGCUUGGCUAGGGUGCGCACCGCUGGGAGGAGCUUGACUUGCCGGUGUUGGUUUUGCGUUUGGGAUAUUGAACCACGUGCUUUUUGACGAGAAAGCCGUCGCGGACGCCACGUAAAGAAGCCGCGGAAAGGGAGAAGUUGCGACAGGGUGCUGUGGUGUGCGGCGUGGAGUCAUUUUCGUCCUGCAUGGUGCUGUUGAAUGGAGGAGGACGCGAGGGAAGAACUGACGCCGCUCCGCGAGUUCUACUCGCUUUCGUCUUGAAGCUUCUUGCGGCGCUGUGUGGACAAGAAACUACGUACAGCAAGGCUUGGAGAAUUAAGAAUGCUUUGAAAUAACAAGUUAUAGCUCUGCGAGAUCUAGAAGUUCAUCAUUCUUUACAUCUAAUGACUCUACUGGAACUGCAUGGAGGCGUUACUGUGCCAUCAUUUGGAGAACAGGAUCUGAGAUGCAACAUUUAUUCCGCGACUGGGCAUCUCUCUUGUCGUUACGCGAUCUUCUACUUGCUCCGCACGAGAAGAGAUGGGCCCUUGCUAUGACACGAC